AUGGAAGCAUAUAUUAUACAAACAUAUAUUAAUAUUAAACGAGAUGGUACAGAUCAAGAUUAUAUUGAAGAUAUAUUCUUGUUUAGUACAUAUUCUGAAAGUGAAUAUGAUGAAAUCCUUAUUUCAUAUACUUAUUUUUAUUAUACAUUUAAAUAUAAAACAUUCAUCGAAAUUGUUUUGAAAAACUAG
Plasmodium falciparum 3D7 is the source of this 189-nucleotide messenger RNA. NCBI's taxonomy places the organism in Eukaryota, Apicomplexa, Aconoidasida, Haemosporida, Plasmodiidae. The record is from RefSeq and is a predicted model, not a curated record.